AUGGAUGAAGAGAGUCUGGAAGCAGCCAUUCAGACCUACAAUGCCCAGCUGCAGCAAGUGGAGCUGGCUUUAGGGGCAGGCUCGGACCCAUCGCAGCAGUCGGACUUGAUUCAGUUGCAGGAAGAUUUGAAGCAGCUGAUAGAACUGACUGAAUCCAGCCUGGUGUCUGUUAAAAAGAGCAAACUUCUGGCUACUUUAGAUACAAAUGCCUCCUCCUCCUCCUCCCCAGUAGGUCUGCUGGAGCGGGACACUAACCCAGAUGGUUCUGCCCAAGAUGAGGAGUACGCUGCUUUUAAGGAAGCCAUUGCUGACCUUGGAACCGAUGAAAAGCCUUCAGCUAAUAACAAUGAGAUAUCAUCAAAGAGAGGUGAAGAAACUGAUGACAAAAAUGAAUCAAAGUACAGUGAAGAGGAGGAGGAGUCUGACAGAGAGGAAGAGGAGGAGGAAUUGAGUGGGAUGAAGGUUAAAGCCCCCUACUACAGUUCUUGGGGGACCCUGGAGUACCAUAAUGCCAUGAUUGUGGGGACAGAGGACUUGGAAGAUGGCAGUGCAGGAGUCAGAGUGCUGUAUCUCUAUCCAACUCACAAGUCUCUGAAGCCAUGCCCGUUCUUCUUGGAUGACAAAUGCAGAUUUAAAGAGAACUGUCGGUUUUCACAUGGUGAGGUGGUCUCUGUGGAAGAGCUUCAGCCAUUUCAGGAGCCCAAUCUGAGCGCGCUGGAGGUGGGCUCAGCCUGCCUGGCGAAGCACAGCGAUGGAAUAUGGUACACGGCAAAAAUAACCGACAUUGACAGUGGUUACUACACUGUGAAGUUUGAUUCCCUGCUGCUCAAGGAAGCUGUUGUGGAAGGAGAUAGUGUCAUUCCCCCACUGCGAAGUGACGAUGGUGCCGAAUCUGAGUCUGAUGAAGACAGUGUUGAUGAUUCUGGUUAUGCUAAAAUGAUAGACUCAGGAGUUCCAGAGAACGGGGAAUGGACUCCUGCGUGCAGUUCCUCUUUUGGUGGCUGGGAAGCCCAUACCCGUGGUAUUGGCUCCAAACUGCUUGUUCAGAUGGGAUAUGAGUUUGGAAAAGGGUUAGGGAAGAAUUCUGAGGGCCGAGUGGAGCCAGUGCAGGCUGUGGUACUUCCUCGAGGGAAGUCCCUCGACCAGUGUGCUGAGGUGCUUCAGAAGAAGAAACAGGGGAAGCUGGACCCAGGCAAAUCAAGGAAAUGUCGAGCAAAGGGAAGCAGCUCUGGACAGUCCCCUGCAGGCAGUCGUAAGCCUCCCCGCAAUGUGUUUGACUUUUUAAAUGAGAAACUGCGAGGGAAGAGCACUGGGGAGAAGGCUGGAGGGAUGGCGCUGCCGGAGAGGAACAGCAAAGAGAUCUACCACGCUAGCAAGAGCACCAAGAAAGCCCUGAGCGUCCGCCUCUUCCAGACAAUGGAGAAGAUUGAACAAACGCAGAAGGAUAUCAGAGGAAUCCAGCAGGCCCUGGCACGCAACAUUGGACGGCACAGCAUUGCCACAGCUCAGCUGGAGGAGAAGCUGGCUAAUGCGCACAAACAGCUGGGGCAGCUGCAGGCCCAGGAAGCCAGUCUGCAGCGGGAGCAGAAGAAAGCAGACACGCACAAGAAGAUGACCGAGUUCUAGUCUGAGAAAGGCGUUUGACUGCAGUGAUUGUCCUUCUAGCCAGCCCCAGUGCUCAUGGCCUCAGAGCCUCGGUGAGCCAUCCUGCUCCUCUGGGCCUCAGGCCCCCGAAAACGGGGCUGAAAAGCAGCAGUUUCUAAAACUAGA
This is a messenger RNA of Cariama cristata (Red-legged seriema), 1770 nucleotides long. RefSeq names its product zinc finger, CCCH-type with G patch domain (gene ZGPAT). Gene Ontology annotation, cellular component: nucleus. Gene Ontology annotation, biological process: negative regulation of DNA-templated transcription; regulation of transcription by RNA polymerase II. Bases 1 to 1626 code for a protein of 541 amino acids. The record is from RefSeq and is a predicted model, not a curated record. Gene Ontology annotation, molecular function: RNA polymerase II cis-regulatory region sequence-specific DNA binding; DNA-binding transcription factor activity, RNA polymerase II-specific; metal ion binding. The transcript is spliced from 6 exons. Lineage: Eukaryota; Metazoa; Chordata; Aves; Cariamiformes; Cariamidae.